CGCCUUAGCCUACUCACUAGAAAGCUAGAAGGCAGCCACAGGAGGAAACUGGAAUGAGAAGAAAUAUCCAUGCUAGCUGGAACCGGGCAAGAAAUUCAGCAAAUUUGUCAAGCCAAUAUUAUUUCCCCCCCACCAAGGAGUGCUUCAAUCAGGCCGAGACCAGAAGGUGUGGCCUCCGGUGCACGUUUGCCCAGCUAGUCAAGGCCUUGGAUGGGGCCUGACGGGGGCCCUCUGCGGCUCUGAGCUUCUUCGGGGGAGCGAAACCGAGACAAGGAGCUUCAAAAAAUUCUACAGUUUUAAAAGUCAGGACAGUCUAAGGAAGAAGGGUAAUGCCAUGGCAGCUAUUCCAGCACCAUCACCAGCCACAGGGAAGCGGUGUUCCUCUGCUGCUGAAACAGCCAUGGAAUGGAAGGGAGAACUACCCUACAUUGACUGUAGCCCAUUUAGCUGGGGUGCUGACCAGUCCAUUUAUGAAGAAGAUGAGCACACCUACAUCACAAGAGGAUGCCAAUAUGGCCGUUAUAGGAGCUGUUAUCGCCGUGGUUUUUCUCACUCUCCUUUCAGUCUUCGUGCUAAUUGUUAUUUACCUGUACAAGAAUAAAGGCAGCUAUCACACUUAUGAACAACCUGAAGCAGAUCCAGAGGGAUCAGUCCAAAUGGAAGACUUCCCCUAUAAACAUGAAAAAGAAGAAUAUUUCAUAUAGAAGAUACCAGACUGCUGCCAUGUUUUGGACUGUCAUAUCUUAAAUAAACAAAGGUAUUAGGUUUGUCAUUCUUUUAAUCAAGGAAUUAAAGCUGUAUUAUUAAAUUUUGUUUGUAUACUUGUGGAGCUCAGGCUUAAAUAGAGCAGUGAAAUGGAAGUUACAAACCUUGACAGCAGCACACAGUCUGCCUAUUUAUGGACUGCAGUAAUGCAACCCUGAGAUAGGAAAACGUGAGAUUACAGUGCAGAGAUCUUGUGGUCAUCACUCUGUCCAAUUCUAAGUACUUAAAAUUAGAAUAGCCACACUAUUAGAGGAUCUACCACCUCUGAACCCCAGAUAAUUGGCUAUCUGGUAUAGGAAAGAAAAUGCCAGGGUGAGGAUUGACCUAAUUGUCAGCUAUUUUUACAUUUCUCCACCUGUACAGCAAAAAUAAAACCCAUGUCAAUCCAAAUGUA
This is a messenger RNA of Python bivittatus (Burmese python), 1159 nucleotides long. RefSeq names its product small cell adhesion glycoprotein (gene SMAGP). Lineage: Eukaryota; Metazoa; Chordata; Lepidosauria; Squamata; Pythonidae. The record is from RefSeq and is a predicted model, not a curated record.